AUGGGAUCAAAGGUGGUACCAACAAUCGACUUUGCCAACAUCUCGGACCCCAAACACUCGGAAGCGUUCUGCAACCAACUACGAAGAUCAGGGGUGGCUAUCAUACGAAAUGUAAUCCCCAAGGAGACAGCAGCCAGCUGGAAGCAAGAAGCAAGCGAAUACCUCAGCCAGAACCCAGGCACGCGAGCAGUGCCAACAAAAGACCCCCAGCUUUACGAACUCUACUGGAGUCCAGCCCAGAUCAAAGCCAGGGCACAUCCCAAUGUCAUAGCCGCGCAGAAGUUCGCAAUGGGAAUAUGGGAGUCGAAAGACCCCAACGCCAAAGUCAGCACAAACUUUCCCAUCACAUACGCCGAUCGAGUGCGGAUCCGAACUACUGCCACAACCACAACGACAUGCGGCAGCGGUGGUGAUGAAAGCCGACCCAGCCCUAGCGCCCAUGUCGACAGUGGCAGUGUCGAAAGGUGGGAGCCAGAUGGGUAUGGAAAUGCAGGGACGUACAAGGAGAUCUUCGAUGGGCACUGGGAGGAUUAUAAUCCUUGGAAGAGCUCCUCCCGUGUCCAAGUAACAAGCGAUCUCUAUCAAGGCGCCGGUUCUUGCUCCAUCUUCCGCAUGUUCCAAGGACUUCUAGCCAUGAGUCCCAUCUCCUCCGAUGCCCCAGACUCGGACUCAGAUUCAGACUCGCUCCAAGUUUGUCCCAUGCCCCAGCUAGCCACAGCUUAUUUCCUCCUACGACCCUUCUUCUCUCCUUCGCCCUCUUCAUCGCCGGCCUCUUCAUCCUAUAACCUCAACUCGUCCUCCUCCUCCUCCUUCCCCGUUGCCGGUGAAGGUGAAGGUGGAGAAGACCCAUCAUCACCCUGGCUCUUCGACCAUCCCCACAACUCCAUCCUCCACGGCGCCCUUCCCAGCUACGCCCAAGACAUCAACCCGACCUUGCACCCGCACCUGCAGCUGGACCGCAGUCUGGUGACCAUCCCGCGGUUGGAGCCCGGUGAUUACGUGCUUUGGCAUCCGGACCUAAUUCAUGUUGUUGAUGGGCCUUGGGAGAGGAGGAGGCGGGGACGGCACCAGCAACAGCCGCAAACGCAACCGCAAACCGAUUACCAGAAUCAGCACCACCAGCACCAGCACCACCCCCACCAACCAAGCCAGCCACAACAGCACCAACGAAACCACAGCAUGACCACAAGGAGCAGCAACAACAACCCAAACCUAACCCUCAACCCACACAAAAUAAAACAAACAAUGUCCCUCUACCUCCCCUGCUGCCCCCUAACCCAAACCAACGCGCUCUACCUCUCCCGCCAGCGCAAGGCCUUUCUGCUAGGCAAACCCGGCCCCGACUUUGGUGGAGGCGGGCAAGCGCUUUUCCACCAAGGACACAAGAACUACGGCACUUAUGGGUACGGGUACGGCGGGGUGGGGAGCACGGGGAACGGACUUGGUCUAUUUAGUCAUUUGCGAAGUGAUAGUGGUGGUAGCUAUAGUGGCGGUAGUGUAUGUGGGAGUGGUACGGGUGAUGAGAGCAGUCAUAUGGGCAGGGCAGGGGUGCAGGAUGUUAAUGAUGCGGGCGGGGAUGAUGGGUUGAGGACCAUGGGGCUGUUGCCGUGGGAUGAGGAGGAGGCGAGAACCGAGGCGGAGAGGGAGGUGUUGGCUAUGGCUAAUGGGAUAUUGUUUCCUGAUUUGUAUGAUUGUGGGAGGAUAUGA
This is a messenger RNA of Sordaria macrospora k-hell, 1707 nucleotides long. RefSeq lists its product as uncharacterized. The record is from RefSeq and is a predicted model, not a curated record. NCBI's taxonomy places the organism in Eukaryota, Fungi, Ascomycota, Sordariomycetes, Sordariales, Sordariaceae.